Messenger RNA from Pectinophora gossypiella (pink bollworm), 5388 nucleotides. Its product is annotated as leucine-rich repeat protein SHOC-2-like. Gene Ontology annotation, molecular function: protein binding. The transcript is spliced from 7 exons. Bases 89 to 1264 code for a protein of 391 amino acids. Lineage: Eukaryota; Metazoa; Arthropoda; Insecta; Lepidoptera; Gelechiidae. The record is from RefSeq and is a predicted model, not a curated record.
GUCAACCACAUCUGUCAUACCAAUGUCAUUCCCUCAACAAAUUCAAACGCAAUAGGUUUUUGCAAUGUGACCAAAAAUAGAAUAAAAAAUGAGUGCAAUAUUAAAAUUUAUUCGUGAAAAUCACAUAUUAGCUCUUAUAGAACAGGCCAUUGUGAAAAAGAAGUCCCGGUUGAGUUUAAACGCGUUCGAAAUAACAGAAAUACCUAACCUGUUGUACAACUGUAUGGACGUUGAAAAUCUUUAUUUACAUAGAAAUAAAAUAACAGUGAUCCCUGUGCAAAUUACUGACUUAUUAAACUUGACCACGUUGACUCUAGACUAUAAUAACUUAAGUACCUUGCCACCGGAGUUAGGGAACUUGAAAAAUCUUGUGAAUUUGAAUAUAAGUUAUAAUCCGUUGAAUGUGUUGAUCCCUGAAAUUGGUGAGCUGGAGAAUUUGGAGGCGUUCUGGUGCAACAGGAUAGGGCUCCGGGAGAUCCCGAAGGAGAUCGGCAAGUUGAGCAAGUUGGACACUUUUGGCGCGCGCGGGAACGAACUCACUACCAUUCCCGAGGAAAUGACCAAAUUGGCUAAACUGAGGUGGCUGACCCUGGAGAACAACCAGAUAGAGACCCUCCCGGAUGGACUGGACAAGAUGGAAGCCCUGGUGCACUGCAACCUUCGGAACAACAACCUUAGGGAGUUCCCCAUGUCGAUACUUAAGUGCUCUGACCUUAUGUUCUUGCAGAUCAACAAUAAUCAGAUAUCCAGUUUGCCAGAAGACUUCGACACGAGUUUCCUGACUGGGCUUGAAAUGAUCGAUCUACGGUUGAACCCUAUAUGUGAAUUGUCACAUCCAGAGCACCCUCUAGUCCGCUACGCAGAGGAGCUGCCCUCGAGCGAGGCGCUGCAGGAGCUGUCGUCUCAGGCGUCCAGCAGCCGCGGCCACGCGCAGAUGGCGGUCAACGCCACGCAGCUGCGCCUGCCGCCGCCGCGACACCCGCCCGACCCCAACGUCGUCGGAGAUGAUUCGUUGCAGUUAGUUGUAAAUGGGACCCAGAUUAGACCUCAGAGACACACACCAGACCCACUGCUUGUUGAAAUGGACUUGGACGCGUCAUCGAUCGAGUCAUCUGAGGACUGGGAGAACAGCGUCAACAGUUCCGAGCUGGACGUGCAGUACCAGAGUGACGAGGACAGGGCUGACAAUGAGAUCGCGCAAUUUUUCCAGGCCAUUGGGAUGGUGUUACCAGAGUUGUCCCGCUACGCCUCCACCGCCAGUUGAGCUGGCAACACUGAGCCUCCACCACUGAUUGAGCUGGUAACACUAAUGGUAACCCUGCACAAAACCGCUGAAGAGAUAAAAAGUAAAGUAAAAAUUAUUGAUAUUUUUUUCAGUUCUAAAUUAGCAAAAUAGUAACAUGGAAGUCGAUUUCGAAAUAUUUUUUUAUAUCAACUGUCAACCUGUCAAAAUAAUCACAAAAAAUAUACGUAAUCGUCAAAUUUUAAUGUACCCCAUUUCUUAUCGGGGGCUUUAAAAAAACAAACGGCAGGUAAAAUACAAUUAUCUCGUGCAAGAAUGUAUCUCUAAUGAAACUGCGAUAUGCUUCGCGAAACUUGGGAGCUCCCAAUCAGUUCUCAGACUAUUCAAAGAAAGAAUUUAAAAUCACUAACCUCAUAGCUGAAAUAUUAAGCCUAAGGCUGCCUGUCCAUCGGAGCGGAGCGACGAAACGGGAGAAAUAUUUAUUUAUUUACAUUUCACAACAUUACAGUGCAGAAGCGCCAAUGCGCCGUGAAAGUCUCAUAAUUACACAGGGUGUUAGUGACAGCGUAACGAAUACUAAGGAGGAUAAUUCAGACCAUGAUUCUGAGUCGAUAUCAAGUGGAAUUUCCUGUCGGAAAAUUCAUGUUUUUUUUUUAAUUAUUUUCGUUUCCUUAUGCGACGGAAAAUUUCACUUGAUAUCAGCUCAGAAUGAUCUGAAUCAUCCCUCAAAGUUUUCGUUACGAUGUCACUAACACCCUGUAUAAGCACUCAGACUGAGGAAACAUAAGUAUAAAUAAGAUUCCUAUGUAUACUUAAAGAAAGAGUAAACAAUAUCAAAACAUAUUUCAUCACCAAUAGGAUUGGACAAACAAGUUCGCAACUCCAUGUAUUUGGUUAAUAUUAUUCCGUUUCUCCGCUCCGCUGCCUCGCUCCGCUCUAGUAGACAGGCAGCCUAAGGCAAUAAAAGCCGGAGGUCGGUCCGGCUAAGGCCCACAUCAGACUUUUUGUAGGACAGACAAUCGGGUCUAUUUUUCCUCCAAUUCUUAUGACCGAUUUUGUGACCGACUCAACCUACGGAUCGGUCGGGAUGCGCCGAUUUUAUUUCUGACCGACUUUUUGUAGGACGUAGGCGUUACACUAUUGCGAGCAGGACGUUCUAUUUUUCUCCUACAAAAAGUCGGUCGCCGAUUGUCUGAGGGCGGGCAGCCUAACGAGUGGUGGGCGUUUGAAAUUCCGCGUAACCCCAAGUAAACCUCACGUACCCUGGGGGUACGGUCACGAGCAUUAAUAUGUAUACACUUUGGUACCAUGUCACAUUAACUUUUUUGACAAAUUGAACUGUAAGUCUCACUAAAUGUCAAAUAUGUUAGUGCGACAGAGUCCUAAAGUGGGUACAUUAUAUUGCUCAUGACUGUACAAAUACCCGCAAUUGAGGACCACUGACUUAUCAAUAUAACAUUUUGGCAGCUAUUUUAAGUAAAUCAUAACGUGAUGUAUUUAUUAUGUGGGUGCGAUUUUCGCUCAAAAUGUGUAAAACGUAGGAUGAAUAUUUUCUGUUAGUUCUAUCGUACACUCCUAUUACUUAGGGCGGUUUUAGCGUCACGAGAAUUAGUUCAAGCGUGCGUCCCUCAACGUGGCUUUAUAGAACAAACCACGUAAGCGCCUUUAAAAAAAAUCACACGUGGUUGUUUUUGUUAACAAAAAAAAUAUAUUUUAGGUCUCAAUUUUUAUCCGGAAUGAAAUGAAUUGAAAGAAACCGAGAUUUUGUUGAAGAAAAUCACAUAAGAAUGUGAUUUUACAAAAAUAGUUUUCAUUAUAAGCCACACCACCAUAUGAAGAAGUUCUUUGCAGUUGCUACGCAUGCGUGCUAAUCCUUUGUGACACUAAAAGCAAAUUGCGUGACACAAAUAUUUUUUCCAUAAUACAGACAAAAUAUUAUACUCAGUAAGGGGUUUACUGAGUAUAAUAUUUCGUCUGUAUUAUGGAAAAAAUAUUUUUGUACUAAAAGUAUGGAAUUUAAAUUAAUAAAAAAUUAAGGAGUAUGUCGAUAACAGAGCAAAAUCGUAAAAAAACAGUCGCUCAAGAAUAAUCGACCAUUAAAACAAAUUAAUAAUCGCAACACCAAAUAUAUUUUUAGUGAAAGUUCUUAAAAGUCUCCAGUUAGUGGAAUACUGUAAAUUGGUGAAUUGAGAUGAAAAAAAAAAUCGAUUUUUUUUUUUAAUUACGCUCUAGAAAUGUACAUAAAUAACUGUAAAUAAUUUCUUUAAGAUACUUUUUCCCCAAAUUUUUCGCACAAUGUUAAUUACAUAAUCAGUAAAUUUUAAAAGUUCUUGUGAGUAAUUCGAAUGAUUUUUGUUUUUAUGAUAAGGGCGGUUAAAAAGGCAACAUCGAAGCAAUUCAUGUAAAAAACCAAUAUUGCUAUUUGACAUUUGUGUGCAUUGCGCACUUACUUUUAUAUGACUAAAAGUGCACCUCUACGGUACCUAAGCUACGUCCCUUCCAAAUUUCAAGUGCCUACGUUUAGCCGUUUAGGCUGUGCGUUGAUAUGUCAGUCAGUCAGUUUCUCCUUUUAUAUAUUUAGAUGACAAAUUGCAAUAUUGCUUUUUAAGUGAAUUGCUUCGAUGCAAUGUGGCCUUUUUAACCCCGAAGUUUUUCAAAGUUAAAUCAUUUAUUGUGACAAAGUGACAUAACUUAUUUUUUCGUUGAACACACAAUUUCUAAACCGAAAUUAACCGUGGUUUUUACUUUAGAAAAACGUCCUGUUUUUUAACAUAGCAAAUAAUCGAAAAUAUUUUUAAGUUUUUGUUUUUUAAAUGGUUUUUGUUUUUUAUUUGUAAAUAAAAUGAUGUAUAAAUAAAUAAAAUGGUGCUGUAAUUUUGUCUUCAUCUAAUGUUUUAGUUACUUAAGAAAGCAUAUGUCCGGCCUAGUAGUGAAUUGCCUACGACGCAAAUCCGCAAUAUUUUUAGGAAAGCAAAAAAAUAUCAGGUUACUUCAUAUAGGUGCCGAUACUGCAGACUGAAACUUAAUCUUAACAGUAAAGAUAUCCUUCUCUAACGAUAAGUGAACGAAAGAGACAGUGCUAAUUUUAUAACUGUCAAACUCCAUUGAAAUUAAGUUGAUGUCUGCUAGAAUCGAUACCAUUAUAUUAUACGUAAUGUGGAGUAUGCUCCACUAUAAUGCUCCUUUGCGGGUAGGUGGAGAAUUGAAGGGAAACUGUGUAUCCUAAUUGACCGGGAAUCGAACCCGGGACCUAACACAACAAAGAUCGUGUGUUGCAGCUUCAAGCCUAUACAUUUUAUGUAUUCGUUUAAAUUUCAACGUAAUUGACAAGAAUACGUAAUAAAUGAAUCCUUGAUAAUAUAAUCUUAAGUAACUAUUACGUGAAACUAUAUUUUUGUUAGUAUUUUUUAUGUAUACAGUGUGUUAGUGACAUCGUAACGAAAAUUUUGGGCGAUGAUUUAGAGCAUCAUUCUGGGUUGAUAUCAAAUGGAAAAUGUAUGUUUUUUUGUAUUUUUUAAAAUUAUUUUAAGCUCAUACUUAUUGUACUGUAUGCUGCAUAGAACCCAAAAAAUGACAAAUUAUUAAAAACCAUAAAUGUGAAUCAAUGUAUAUAUAGUCUAGCAACUAUUCGCGUUCGAUUUACGUUGCGGCGCAGCAAAACAUGAAAAUCUUUCCGACAAGAAAAAACCUAUCAUCGUUUUUAGUAAUAUGUAUACGCUUUGAAACCAUGUCACAUUAACUUAUUUGACAAAUUAAACCGUAAGUCUCAUAAAAAUGACAAAUAUUAUAGUGCGACAGGGUUCUAAAGUGGGUGCAUGAAAUUGCUCACGACCGUACAAUUAAAUAGAUGUCCUAUUUUUGUUUUCGUUACGAUGUAAGUAACACUCCGUAUAUUAAGUAAAUUAGAUAAAUAAUCUUAAGAAUUUCUAUAAAUCUAUUACGGAAAUUCUGUAAAAGAAAUGUUUUUAUUAUUUACCAACUUACACAGACAUGUUUUAAAAUCGAAUGCGUCUCUCUGAUAUAAUUAAAAACUAUUACAAUCAUAAUAUUUUUUUAAUUUAUUGUAAAAAAGCUGUAAAAGACAAUUGGCUUGUACAUUUGCUUAAAAAGCUGUAAAAAACGCAAUAAAAAUAUAUUUUAACUAU